Molecule: messenger RNA, 2480 nt
Organism: Centropristis striata (black sea bass)
Lineage: Eukaryota; Metazoa; Chordata; Actinopteri; Perciformes; Serranidae
Product: zinc finger protein 135-like
Exons: 3
Coding region: 1-1197 (398 amino acids)
Biological process (GO): regulation of transcription by RNA polymerase II
Molecular function (GO): RNA polymerase II cis-regulatory region sequence-specific DNA binding; DNA-binding transcription factor activity
Source: RefSeq, a predicted model, not a curated record
AUGAGAGUCCAGUGUCAUCUUCAGUUACACAGAGCAGGUCAGUUACUUUACUUCAGUUACACAGAGCAGGUUAGUUACUUUACUUCAGUUACACAGAGCAGAUUAGUUACAUUACUUCAGUCACGACAACAGAAACUACUGGACGCUGUUUUCAACCCUCAGAUUCACUCUCACAGAAAAUGUUACUCAGACAUCCAGCAGCUGUCUGUGAGUAAAGGAGAGGUUCCCUCUGAGCAGCAGGAGAGGAGCUCCAGUCUGGACCAGGACCAGGACCAGGAGGAGCCAGAGCCCUCCCACAUUAAAGAGGAACAGGAGGAACUCUGGACCAGUCAGGAGGGAGAGCAGCUUCAGGGUCUGGAGGAGGCUGAGUUGGAGUUCUCAUCUAUUUCUGUCCUUGUAAAGGGUGAAGAGGGGGAUGGAAGGAAAGCUCAGACUGAGGAGAACACAGAGGCAGAGCGUUUGGAAACAGACUCUGAUGGAGAGGACUGUGAAGAAUCAGAACCACCUAUAAACUUAGAUCCAGAUAGUCCUCUAAAACCAGCUCCUUAUGAGCAGACUUCAUCUGAACCUGAGACUGAAGACAGUGGAGACUGGGAGGACACAAAGGAACCUGAGUCAGGUUUAAACUCUUCAGAAAACAGUGAAGUACCUGAUCUAGAAUGUAAUACUGUAAAAACAUCAGAUAUCGCCUCUGAAUGUGCUGAAAGCUUUGACCAUAAUGGACAUCUGCAGAAAAACAAUGUAAUCCCCAAACCACGAGGGAAACCAUUGACUUGCUCCGUGUGUGGGAAAACAUUUGCAAUAAGGUCAAGUUUGACCAUGCACUUAAAAGUUUGUUUAUAUGGAAAAUCUUUCUCCUGCUUAAUUUGUAACCAAAGUUUCGGCAGCAGUAGCCAUUUGGUGAGACACAUGGUUAUUCAUAGUGGGGAGAAACCAUUUAGUUGUUCAGUGUGUGGGAAAAGAUUCACGCUGAAGCAAAAUCUAAAACGACACUUGAUCGUGCACACGGGGGAGAAACCCUUUAGUUGUUCGGUUUGUGGCGCAAGAUUUUCACGGAAGACGCAUCUGAAACGGCACCUGUAUGUCCACACAGCGGAGAAACCAUUUAGUUGUUCAGUUUGUGGUAACAGCUACGCACGAAAGACGUACCUGACCCGACACCUGGUUGCCCACACAGGAGAGAAUCUAUUGAACUGAAAGAUUCACUCAGCUCGAAGCUACAGAGAUGCUUGGAUGUGGAUCAUUUGAAGGCUUUACUUCUGUUUUUCUGGAGAAGGAACCAGAGUUUCUUGCUGUUUCCAGUUUUAAGUAACUUCUAAAAAAGCUAAUAAUUGCAGUUUAGUUUUUUCAUUUUAUGCUUCUUUUCAUUUCUUCUCCACAGUGUUUUGGAGGGAAAGAUGAUAGUUACACUGGUCGCUUUUCAGAUGAAUAUUUUAAAUUAAUGACAAACUGUGAUACAAUAAAUCUUUUUACUUAUUUAAUGCUCUGAACCUUCUUGACUCGUGACCACUUUAAAUGAACUAAUCCUGUUUCAGAUGUCUCUAAGUUGUUGGAGCAGCGAGGGAUGAAAACCUUUGCUGUUGGAAGGAAGUGUUUCCUUAGAAAACAAUGGGCCUCAUUCACAAACCGUUCUUAAGAACAAAUUUGUUCUUAAGUCCUACUUACGAAGAUUUUACGAAGAUUGUGGCACUCAUGAAUUUUUUUCUCAUCCUGGAUUUUUCUUCGGUAAGAACAAAUCCUACUAACACUCAGGAGAACUCUUAAGCACAUUUCAGUGUUGACAUGUUGGCAUGGUUGUGUUGUCUUCUUUUGUUAAGUUCAAUAAAAAACAUUAUAGUGAAAUUUCCAUCAUAUUUAUGUAUUUAUUUACUAUUUCAUUUUUUGAUCAUUUUAAUUAAAUUAAAUGUGCCAACGCUUUAACAUGAAUCAAGUAAAUUGGAAAUCAUUCCGUCAAUUAGUAAUACCACACAUUCAAGGACAGUUUGAUUUCACAGAAGUGUGAUUGACUUGGAGUUACUGUACUUUGUGUUUUUGAAGUGUUCCCUUUAUUUUUUGAGCAGUGUAUAAACAGUCAUGGGAAAAUUAUUAGAACAUCGUUUUCUUCAAUUUCUUGUAAAGAAACUAAGGCUGCUAAAUAUAAUUUUCUUCCUCCAAGUGAUCUCCUGCAGCAGAACUUCUAGUUCUGAACUGCAAAAGUUUUUUUUCUUUUUCCCUGUGCUCCAACGGAUUUACACUUUGCUUUAGGCAUUCUGUUGCUGUUUCCUCUGUGUGGCGGCCCUGCACUCCUUUUUAUGGGCCCUUUUAUGGGCAUUAAUGGGUGGUUACCUAUGCUAAUCCUAUGUUAAUUAGGCUCAACUGGCACGCCCGCUCUAUUUACGAGGAGAUGGCAUUUAUCAAUUUAAGAACACGGCUGCGAACAAUUCAGCGGCUUAAGAACACGUUGAUGAAUCUGACGUAGGGUCUUCUUAGAAAUCUUAAGA